AUGGAACAAGAAACAAAAUGUAAGCCUAAUCAUAAUCAUGGCGAUAUGGUUGAAUCAACUGCAGAUGAUUCCAUGACAUCGUCUCAUUAUUGUUUUGGUUUAAAAAUGAAAUCACAUGAGAUUCAUGAAGGAAAAAGUAAGUCAUUAUGUAGAAAUCCAGUUGGUUCAUCAACAUCAAUAUCUAUGCCAAUUGCAUGGCCUAAAAGAGUUGGAUCAAGGAAAAAAAUCAAAUACAAGCACAGAAUUCGAAGAAAAAUCCGAAUGUGGAAUUAA
Schistosoma mattheei is the source of this 273-nucleotide messenger RNA. Lineage: Eukaryota; Metazoa; Platyhelminthes; Trematoda; Strigeidida; Schistosomatidae. The record is from the annotation of a GenBank genome assembly.